CGUUUUAAUAUCAUGCAACUACUUUGGAUUGGGACUGCAUAUUCUCCAACCAGAAAGCCAUGUAUGCUCUUUUUUUAAAUAUUGAUGAGUCUCCCAUGCAGAAUAUUCCUCCCAAUUAAUAACCAUUCUGAUUUUAGUAUGAAAUCCGAAAAAUCUAACUUCAAGUGAUUACAAAUCUUGAUGAUGACUGGUGACAGACUCUUAAUGACGUGAUUACGGGAACAAUCUUCUUGGGGACUCGGUUAUACAUGCAAGAAAUGAGUAAGGAGUCGAGCAAGGCACAAUCUACAGCACUUGUGUUGCUUAAUACCAGGGUUUUACGAAGCUACAAACCAGUAAAAGAUAUGGUUGAACCUAAUGCCAAGACCCCUUGGGGGAAUCAUUUUGCCUUCUUGCAUGUAUCCAUACCUCCAUUAACUGAUGCUUCAUCUUCAAAUCCACUGGAAUUUGUCUUUAGAGCACAACAGAUUAUUAAUGACAAGAAAAGCUCUUUAGCUGUUUACCUCACUGGUCAGCUUCUGGAGAUUUUGAAGAAAUUUAGAGGCCCAGAGGCAGUAGCUAAAUAUAUUCAUGGCACCUUAAAGAACUCGAGUAUGGGAAUCACAAACCUCAUCGGGCCAAAGGAAAAAAUGUCUUUGGCUAAUCAUCCUGUUAAAGGUCUCUACUUCACGGUGGUUGGUGCACCUCAGAGUAUUUGCAUAGCAAUAGUGAGUUAUAUGGGAGUGCUAAGGGUUGCUGUGGGAGCAGAAAAAGGCUUCAUUGAUGCCAAGAAGUUGAAGUCUUGCAUAGAGAAAGCAUUUCAGAUGAUGCUCGAAGUUGUAUGUCAAACAAUUGAUCAACAGUCAACAGAAUGAGGAAACGACCUAGUUAAAAGUGCUUUUAAAUAAGCUUAUACGCAAUUAUUUAAUCUAAGCUAAUUAUACGAUGAUUCAUGGAAUAAGUAUCAAUACU
Messenger RNA from Pistacia vera, 951 nucleotides. RefSeq lists its product as uncharacterized. Gene Ontology annotation, molecular function: diacylglycerol O-acyltransferase activity; long-chain-alcohol O-fatty-acyltransferase activity. The coding region runs from base 249 to 854 and encodes 201 amino acids. The transcript has 3 exons. Gene Ontology annotation, biological process: triglyceride biosynthetic process. The record is from RefSeq and is a predicted model, not a curated record. Gene Ontology annotation, cellular component: plasma membrane. NCBI's taxonomy places the organism in Eukaryota, Viridiplantae, Streptophyta, Magnoliopsida, Sapindales, Anacardiaceae.